AUGUGCUGUAGAAUUUGUCCGACCAUCUGUAAGUCGCAUGGCUGCACCGCUGAGGGUCUCUGCUGCCACAGCGAGUGCUUGGGCAACUGCUCAGAGCCGGACGACCCCACCAAGUGCGUGGCCUGUCGCAACUUCUACCUGGACGGCAGGUGCGUGGAGACCUGCCCUCCCCCUUACUACCACUUCCAAGACUGGCGCUGCGUGAACUUCAGCUUCUGCCAGGACCUGCACAACAAAUGCAAGAACUCUCGGAGGCAAGGCUGCCACCAGUAUGUCAUUCACAACAACAAGUGCAUCCCCGAGUGCCCCUCUGGCUACACGAUGAAUUCCAGCAACUUGAUGUGUACCCCUUGCCUGGGCCCCUGUCCCAAGGUAUGCCACCUCCUGGAAGGUGAGAAGACCAUUGAUUCAGUGACAUCUGCCCAGGAGCUCCGAGGCUGCACCAUCAUCAACGGAAGCUUAAUCAUCAACAUUCGAGGGGGCAGUGAGUGCUCUGGGGGGAGGGCUUGCCGCCUCCUGGGAUCCACUCUCCCUGUGAGCACACCAGAACAAUGCUUGGAGACCCAUCAGUGGAGUCAUGCAAGGAACAAUGUGCUUCCAAACUUGGGGUUCACAGCUCAGUCCUGGACCCAUCACAAUAUUGUAAUUAGCUUCCAAUGAAAAUAAAUAAAUUUUUAAAAAUGGA
This is a messenger RNA of Odocoileus virginianus texanus, 685 nucleotides long. NCBI's taxonomy places the organism in Eukaryota, Metazoa, Chordata, Mammalia, Artiodactyla, Cervidae. The record is from RefSeq and is a predicted model, not a curated record.